Paramecium tetraurelia is the source of this 345-nucleotide messenger RNA. RefSeq lists its product as uncharacterized. Lineage: Eukaryota; Ciliophora; Oligohymenophorea; Peniculida; Parameciidae. The transcript is spliced from 2 exons. The record is from RefSeq and is a predicted model, not a curated record.
AUGAGCAAUAAAAGAUAAAGCAAUGCAUCUCAAUAAUAACAACAAUAAAAAAAACCUAAUUUUAAUGACUAGCCAACUGUAAUUCCAACUAAAGAUGAUGAUAAAAAGAGUAUGAAUGGUAGUUAAGUAAACGAUUCUCAUGAUGGGAAUUAAUAAUAAUAAUAACAAUCAAAAUUUGAUCUUCCUUAAAUCCCUAAAUUUUAGAGUCUACCUUUAAGAGAUUAUUUUGAUAAUAAAUUAAGUGCUAUACUGUUGGAAGGAUUGAAGGAAAUAGGAAGAUAGAGACCUGAAAAUCCAAUUAGGUUUUUGGGAGAAUAUUUACUCGAGCAGGAUAAAUAAAAAUGA